CCCAGAUUUUGCCUUCCAAAAGUUCUCGAGGAAGCCAGCCCCAAGGUUGCCCUCUGUCUGAGAGAACAAAUUUCUCUGCAACAACGCAACCCCGCACCAACGAUGCGGCUCCGACUAGUAGUGAAGCGGCAUGAUCUGCCAGAUGCGGCGAUCGUGUGGCCGGUGAAUGACGAGGCUAGGGUGAUCGUCUCGCAGCUGCUGGAGCAGGUGAAUGAGGUCGUGCCUCUUGAGUCGGAGGGGGAGUGGGGGUUGGAGGAUUAUGCGGUUGAGGUGAGGGGGAAGGAGACGAAUUAUGAGUGUUUGCAUUUUCAGGAUGUGAAGAGCAUUUUGCAUGAGGAUGAUGAGGUUAUUAUACGGCCACUUCUCAGUGAUGAUAUUAAGCAGAGGCGGGCUUCGGGAAGGUAUCAAAUUACUUCGGAUGGCAUACACCUGUUUGACGGGGCGGUAUUUGGGAGGCCGAGGAGAAGAAUGAUUGAGAGUAGGCCUGCUGUCACGAUCAACCCAAGGAAGAGGCGGAGGGUUACAUACACAGAGACAGUCGAAGAUGAUCUGGAGGAUGAGGACUCAGACGAGAGCUUUCUCCGGAUCGAAGGAGUGCCGCAAGAAACCGACGAUGGUGGAAACCAGCAGCUUGUUGUCCGAGCUGAUUUCGACAACGACGACGAGGAUGAAUCCGAAGAUGAUGGCAAUUUCGAAUCUGCAGAUGAGGAUAUGGAUGAGGAUUUAUCCGUGGACGAAGGUGAACUGGAGGGGGAGCUCGAGGCUCUCAAUGCUGAGUCCGACGAUGAUGGAGCUUCGGAUAAGGAAAAUAUAAAACAUGGGUCUAAAAUGGACGGGGUCCAGACGGGUGACAAGCUUGACCCCAAGUCGCAUAACAUCAUACAGCUGCAAGAAGCGUUUCCGGACGCCCCUCCGUCUAUUUGCGAGCAGGUGAUGCAGAAUUGCGAUAUGGAUGUUGGCGCAGCUUACGAUACUCUGUCGAAGGGAUUUAAGCCUGGGAGGUCGAAGACUGCCGUUCGUUCCAUGAUGUGGUCGCCGAGUAAAACCGCGAAGGCACCUAGAUCUUCACGAGUUCAGACAAGGUCUGUUAAGGUUGUGGAGCAAGAAGAGGACUUGGUUGCCGAAGAUCAGGAUCAAGUCGACGAUGCAGACGAGGAAGAGGAGGAUGAGGCGGGUUCCGAUGAGGAGGAUGAUGGUGGCAUGGCAGGCUAUUACGACAGCCACGGCCUGCCUCCAGGAUCAAUCAAUAUUGGCAAAGGUCUUUCUGACAUUGCCAAAAGCACCUUAGCCCGAGCUACUAAUAUCCCACUCCCACCAAGCCGCCAUUCAGUGCUGAGAAGAUCUGAUUCUCCCAGCAGCAGUAAGAGCGUCAGGUUUGUGGAAGACACGGUUGUUGUUCAUGACCCGGAUGCCAUUGCACUUGAUGACGAUAGCGAUGAUGAGGAUGACGAGGAUUUCGAUGUUCCAGGCCAGAGUGAGAGUGACUCCGGUUCAAGCUCCGACUCCAGCGACAGUGACGAUGAAAUGGAAAUCUCAGCUGCGCCUGCAGUGCCGACAACCGAAGUCGCUGAUGACCUAACUUCCUCAUCCGGUAGCGAUGACAGCAGCAGCUCCGAAUCUGAGUUUGAAAGCAGCUCUGAUUCCGAAUCUGACUCCAGCUCUGACUCUGAUUCAGAUUCGGGCUCCGAUUCAGAUUCAGAUUCAGAACCAGAAGUAGCAUCGAGCAAAGCACCAGCAGAGCCCAAAGCGCCAACUACAUCCAAACUUGCGGCAAGCUCUACUCAAAAGGAUACCCCUAAAACUGUUCCCCCAGGCGAAGGGCGAAACUCUACAAAAGCCCGGAAUCAGCGCCGGCGAUCAGGAAACAUCCUACAACGCUUCAAGGAGAAAGGCAUCCUACCCGCCGGCGUGACCCUUGCCGAAUUCGGGAAGCUGAAUAUUGACAGCAACACGACCCCUGAAGCCGCUGCUGAGGCAUUGGCCAUUGCUAGAGCUCAGAUUGAGGAGGAGGAGGCAAUGGGUCUACGUACGUCCAAGGGGACGUCUUCAAAGAAGGCCAACAAAGAGGCAGAGUUUGAAGCGAGGAGGCAGGAAUUACUCGCUUCUCUAUCUGCUGGUGGAGUUGAUGUUGGGGCCACUUUGUCGAAUGGAAAGGCAGCGGCCAAGACACCCAAUGGGACUUCGUCUAGCCAUUUGGCCGAUCAGUCAACACCUGUGCCCGCAUCGACAGAGAAGGAGCUUACUUCGUCAGCUUCUACGAAAAAGAAGUCCAAGGUCGAUGUGGACGCUGGUCGAAGGCUACUUUUUGGCGCUUUGGGCAUCAAGAACCCCAAGACAAAAGCUGACGAAGAGAACAUCCGCAAUAAGCUUAUGAAAGAUGUCAGGAAGGUCAAGGAGCGCGAACCUGAAGUGCCGGUAGCAGCAGAAGAUGAAGAAGAUAUGGACGACGACACCUGGAGAGAGAAAAUAACCCUCAGAGCCGUCGAAUGCUGCCAAGAAGGCAUUGAAUUGAGCGAACCGCCAUUCCCUUUCGUGCAACGCUGGGAUCCUCAGCAGCAGCAUGUCUAUCGGAAAGGCAAGCGCGGCGGUAAGGGUAAGAGAAACCAGAGGAAUCAAGUGGAGUAUUAUGAAGAGGAGCAAGCCUCGGCGAAGAAGCAGAAGCGGAAUCAUGACAACAACGGCUAUGAUGAUUAUACCGAAUAUUCGGAAGAGGGACAGAACACUGGCGACUUUGAUCAAUACGAUGGUGUAGACGACCAAACCAAUGAUCAGGUUAUGGAGGAUUCGCAGGGAGUUGAUGGCGAGCCAACUGACGAAAAUGACUUACCAGCCCUUCCUGCCGAUACUUCGAGCCUUACAGAUAUCACACCAAAGGAUAUGAAGCCGGGGAUGGUAGUUGCAUUCAAGCAGCUUAUCAUGUCUGAGGCGACAAGCUGGCAGCCGGUUAUUUCGGAAUACCGAACUGCAGUUGUCAAUAUCGUUUCCGACAAGAACGAGGUCGAACUGACGCUAGCAAUUCGAGACCGCGAAUACCCAGAACGAUACUACAACCAAGAAACUGGUGAGAGAAUCUACGGCAAAUUCGACAUGCCCGUAGAGGAUGAAGAGGAGGAGGAAGACCUGGAUGAUGGCUUCAGAGCACUAGGAUUCGCCGAGCUCAUGGAACCAAAACUGCUGCAGGCGGAGCCCGAGAAUCUGAAGAUAGAUGGCCUUCUAGAGGCGGUAUCUGAUAAGGAUUUCUGUGCAGGAUAUACACCAGGUACAAACUGAGGACGACUCCCCGCCACGCCUUCCGUCGGAGCAACUUCCAGCUAUCCGGCAUUCGGCGCAGGUGGAUGAUGAGAUGGUUGAUGUGUCGAUCACUGAGGAGUCGAGAGAGGAGUUAUCUGUUCUUAUGAGGGAAGCUGGAUUUCGAUCAGAUAUUCCGUCUUCGGUCCUCAAGAACAGGCCUCAACUUCCCGAUACCCCAAAUGAUAACGCCGAGCUCAAGCGCCUUGCCCUAUCUAUGAAUGUAUCUUUGAACAAAGCUGCAACCCUAGAAGACUCAUCGCAACUAUCCCACAUUGAAGACGAGAACAAUUCCACGCCCACGCAAUCUAAUUUCUAUCCCAAAAUCUUGGUUCCCUCAUCGCUAGCCAGCCAAACCUCAGACCACGGCCAACGACAACCUGAUUUUCCCACGCCUGGUGAAUCAACUCUAGACCGCUUUGGCGACUCCAAUUCCUUUCCGCUCAGCCAGGACGGCUUUUCCCUAAAUUCUGCUCACACGGAAACUCUAGCAGAAGAGCCUCAACUUCCGUCUAUCCAGCCGAACCACGCAGCAGCCGCACUCGAGGCCCCACCGUCCGAACGCGAAUCCUCUGUGCUGGACUUUCCCAGUCUCGACGAGAUGUUCUCCACUGCACGCAGCUCUUUUGCUGCUAAACAAGACAAUCUAGAACUCAUUAUAGCCCCACCCUCCACCUCUCUAGGCGCCAACAAAUCAUACGAAGAAGCAAUGGCGAAGCUCGAUGCCGAGUUAGACGCACGAGCCGACCCGGACCAGAAUUCCGGCGACAUGACACCCCGAACGCGAUCAGAAGAUCUGUUUGUGUCACAGCUCGUCGAGGACGUACAUCAACGAUCGAACCCAUCCAAAGACACUACAACGACGACAAGGAGUCCGCCCCAAAGCCCCGCUCUACCAAGGCAGAGACUUCCCUCCAAUAGCAGUCCCUUCGUCAUUCCCUCCGGCUCGCAGCAGGUCGAUCUUACUCUCUCGAGUGAUAAUGACUUUGACGCAAAUGCAAAGAACAACAACGACGACGACGACGACGACGACGACGAUGAUGAGUAUGACCCCACUAUGCCGCGCGGGCCGGGGUGGGUGCGGAAGCGCAAGAUGAGGCGCCGGACGGGGGGGAGUGCGUCGACGUCCCAGGGAUCAGGGUCGGGGUCGCAGACGCGGACGAGGAGUCAGAGGAGGAGGAGGGCGACUAUGGGGGUUUAGUGGAGGUGUGUAUAGUAGGAUUGUGAAUAUGGGAUAUGGGUGGUGUAUGGGAUGGGUUUGGAGAGGCUUGUUUGGGUAUUUUGGGAGUUAUGGGGCAGCUUGGGUGGUGCAUUGGUGGUAUUGUGAGCGGGAUGGCAUCUGAUCAUAUUGGGCUUGCCGCUGUUGAGUUAAUGUGAGGAAGAGAGCCAGCUAUGGAGCAUGGCAUUUCCCAUAGUAAUAAUGAGAUAAUUACCUCUUG
Pseudogymnoascus verrucosus is the source of this 4727-nucleotide messenger RNA. RefSeq lists its product as uncharacterized. The record is from RefSeq and is a predicted model, not a curated record. Bases 103 to 3270 code for a protein of 1055 amino acids. NCBI's taxonomy places the organism in Eukaryota, Fungi, Ascomycota, Leotiomycetes, Thelebolales, Thelebolaceae. The transcript has 3 exons.